UUGCUAAAACGAAAAAAAGUUAUAGUUUUAGCAAAUAUUAGCACAAAAUUGCUAUUGUUAAAAAAGCUUAUACCAAGAUGGAUUUUUUAAUAAACUACCUGGACUGGGAAAACGAAUAAGUAACAGAUGGGAAAUUAAGUAGUAAAGGAGUUGAGGAGAUCAGUAUUUCCUUCGCUUGUUUUAAUUUCAGGCGUGUACACAAUCAUUGUAAGUGGAAAAAACCUGUGCCAUUAACUGUGACUAUUGAUAAUUUUUCUCACAGGAGAAAGAAAAAAUAUUGAAACAAAAUUGACUUCACUAGAAAACAAUUGAAAUCACGAAAAGCAAAAUUGAUUUAAUAACGCAUAAACAGUAAGCGAAAAGGAUAGCUGAUUUUUUAGAGUGUUUUGGACGCCCGCCGCCCAAUGUCUUCAAGUUCACCAACAGCUGAGCAGAACUCCUCCGUAGAGCCACCGGCAGCUAAAAAGCGUAAGCUGCUCACCUCUUCCGGCGGUGCCUCCAAUAGUAGUUCCCCAAACACCAGCCCUAAUAAUAGCAAUAAAAACAACACGGACAACGGUGACGAUAGCCAUAAUCACGAAAGUGGUGUGGAAGGAAUUAUCGUUGACGUAUCAGCUGAAAAAGCCGGUGAAUCAGCACUAUCAAUCAGUGCUAUACAGCCAUUUCACUCAAAUUCGUUAAGUGGCGGCGAUACAGCUGACUCUGUCUGCAGCGAGAAAAAAAGCAGUAAGAGUGACAGUAGUUGUAGUAAAAGCGACAGCGACAGUACUUUAUCGGCAGUGAAGAAGGAAAGCGGUCAAAGUGUGAAUAGCGGAAUUUCUGUUUCAUGUGAAAACGUAGUCUCAGGAUUAAAAUCCGAAAAAUUAAAGAAGUCGGUGGAAAUAGAAGAAAAAAGUUUAAAAGUGAAUAAUCCUGCUAAAACCUUGUCAGUUUGCGAUACAGAGGAUAAAGUUAAUAACUCCACCGGGAAUCAAACAAAAUCAGGGGUUGCUUACGGGGUAAACAAUCAAAUGGCUGGUGGUAACACGACAAGCGACUCCCGUUCGCGCGGAGCGUCUGACAUCGAUGAGUCGCUUUACUCGCGCCAACUGUAUGUAUUGGGUCAUGAUGCAAUGCGUCGCAUGGCCAACUCUGACAUAUUAUUAUCGGGACUUGGAGGUUUAGGUCUAGAAAUAGCCAAAAACGUUAUUUUGGGAGGUGUAAAAUCGAUUACACUUCAUGACAAGGCGAACUGCACCAUUCGUGAUUUGUCAUCGCAAUUUUACCUAAGUGAAUCUGAUGUAGGCCGUAAUCGGGCAGAAGCUUCUUGUGGCAAGCUAGCGGAAUUGAACAAUUAUGUCCGUACCGAAGCAUAUACAGGUGAAUUAAGCGAGGAUUUUUUGCGCCAGUUUCGAGUUAUUGUAUUGACGGCAUCUGAUGAUAAUGAGCAGCAUCGCAUCGCAAAAUUUGCACAUGAAAAUGGUAUCGCUUUGAUCAUUGCCGAAACUCAUGGACUCUUCUCCAAAAUAUUUUGUGACUUUGGAGAAAAUUUCAUUAUAUACGAUCAAGAUGGCGCUCAGCCGAUUUCAACGAUGAUUGCAAGUAUUACUCACGAUUCCCAAGGAGUAAUAACCUGUUUGGAUGAAACUCGUCAUGGCUUAAAUGAUGGCGAUUAUGUCACUUUUAGCGAAGUACAGGGUAUGACCGAAUUAAAUGGCUGUGAGCCGAUAAAAAUAAGUGUACUAGGUCCAUACACCUUUAGUAUUGGUGACACCAGUCAAUUCAGUGAAUACAUUUCCGGUGGAAUUGCUACGCAAGUAAAAAUGCCUAAAACGGUGAAUUUCAAAUCGCUUGAAGAGUCGGAGAAAGAGCCUGAAUUCUUAGUUUCUGAUUUUGCUAAGUUUGACCACCCAACUUCAUUGCAUAUAGCUUUCGCUGCAUUACAUAAAUACAUUGAACAAGUAGGUCAACCACCACGUCCCUGGAAUGAGGAAGAUGCACAAAAAUUUUUACAAAUGUGCAAGUCUGUUAAUGAGGAUAUAAAUGACAACGUUGUUUUGUUAUUUGCAAAGACCUGUGCUGGCAACACUUGCCCCAUAGAUGCUGCAAUUGGUGGUUUUGUAGCACAAGAAGUUCUGAAGGCAUGUACCGGAAAAUUCACGCCUAUCUAUCAAUGGUUGUACUAUGAUGCAAUUGAAUGCCUGCCGACCGAAGGUGUGGCAGAGGCAGACGCUCAGCCGGUUGGAUCUCGCUAUGACGCCCAAAUUGCUAUUUUCGGAAAGAGUUUCCAGGAAAAAUUGGGUGAUGUGAGAUAUUUCAUUGUUGGAGCUGGCGCUAUUGGUUGCGAAUUGCUGAAGAAUUUUGCAAUGAUUGGAGUUGGUGCGGGCAAUGGUGAAAUCGUCAUCACCGAUAUGGAUUUGAUUGAAAAAUCAAAUUUGAAUCGCCAAUUUUUGUUCCGGCCGCAUGAUGUACAGAAACCGAAGGCCAAAACAGCUGCGAAUGCUAUUAAGAAGAUGAAUCCUGAUAUUAAGGUCACAGCAUAUGAGUUGCGUGUGGGUUCUGAAACAGAACAGGUUUUCUCCGAAGAAUUCUUUGGAAAGCUUAAUGGUGUAGCUAAUGCGCUAGAUAAUGUAGAUGCGCGUAUUUACAUGGACCGUAAGUGUGUUUUCAACCGUCUGCCACUUGUGGAGUCUGGUACUCUGGGCACAAUGGGAAAUGUACAGGUGAUUGUACCAUUUUUGACUGAAUCGUACAGUUCAUCGCAAGAUCCUCCAGAGAAGAGUAUUCCGAUUUGCACACUCAAGAACUUCCCCAAUGCAAUUGAACAUACUUUGCAAUGGGCUCGCGAUAUGUUUGAAGGUGUAUUUACACAAUCUCCCGAGAAUGCUGCACAAUAUUUAUCCGAUCCCAACUUUAUUAAGCGUAUUAUAAAAUUGCAGGGCAUUCGACCGUUGGAGAUUUUGGAAUCUGUGAAGAAAGCUUUAGUAGACGAACGGUCCAGCAGUUUCUUGGAUUGCUUAAAGUGGGCACGAAAUCAUUGGGAAGAGCACUACGCCAAUCAAAUUAAACAGUUACUAUUUAAUUUCCCACCCGAUCAAAUAACUUCAAGCGGGCAACCUUUUUGGUCCGGUCCAAAACGUUGUCCUCAACCUCUCGUGUUCGAUGUUAACGACGAUCUUCAUUUAGAUUAUGUAUUUGCAGCUGCUAAUCUCCGUGCUGAGAUGUAUGGAAUUGAGCAAGUGCGUGAUAGGCAGCAAGUUGCACUUCUUAUUAAGGAUAUAAAGGUUGCUGAAUUUAAACCCCGAUCAGGCGUUAAAAUCGAAACAAACGAGAGCGCUGCUGCUGCUGCAGCUAACAACUAUGACAGCGCAGAUGUGGAUCAAGACCGUGUAAACAAGAUUUUAACUGAGCUACAGGCUCUGCGUGAAAGCAAAACUCAGCUAGUUGUUAAGCCGCUAGAAUUCGAAAAAGACGAUGAUAAUAACUUCCACAUGGACUUUAUUGUUGCUGCAUCUAACUUACGUGCUGCUAAUUACAAAAUUCCACCUGCUGAUCGUCACAAGUCCAAACUAAUAGCUGGCAAAAUUAUUCCAGCAAUUGCCACAACUACAUCACUUGUCUCUGGUCUGGCUGUUCUAGAAGUUAUGAAAUUAAUUUUGGGACAUAAUGAUAUGGAUAAAUUCAAGAACGCUUUUGCGAAUUUGGCUUUGCCUUUCAUUGCGUUCUCCGAGCCGAUGCCUGCCGCAAAGAAUUCGUACUAUGGUAAAGAAUGGACGCUGUGGGAUCGUUUUGAAGUUGCUGGAGAGCUCACAUUGCAAGAAUUCCUUGAUUACUUCGAACAGAAAGAAAAACUGCAAAUAACUAUGUUAUCACAGGGUGUCUCGAUGCUUUACUCGUUCUUUAUGCCUAAAGCUAAAUGUGCAGAACGUCUGCCUCUACCCAUGACUGAAGUUGUCCGACGAGUCUCAAGGAAACGAAUCGAAUCACAUGAACGCUCAUUGGUAUUUGAGAUUUGCUGCAACGACGAGGAUGGUGAAGAUGUGGAGGUGCCGUAUGUUCGGUAUACUUUACCCUAAAGAUGAUGUCGGUGAUAUAAAGAAAAGUUUUGAGCGACAAACAAGUGCUUGACCUUCAAUUUAAUUCAUAUUUGGUUUAACAUUUGAAAUAAUUUAUUACAAAAUAUUUAUAAAAGCCGUGUCCUUUAUAAUUUCAAAAUACCAUUAUUUCCCAAUGAAAACACAUUAUUCCGCAAACGAUAAAAUUACGAAGAAUAAACUGUCGGCGGACUUUGUUGUAUAACUACAUAGUAAUACAGAGUAACAAAGAAAAAAUAAUUAUUUGUAGCAGUUCGACUGCAUUUUUCAUCAAUAAUAAAAUUUUGUUGUUUCAAAUAUAAAUACAAACUUAUAUAUAAUUAAAAUGAAA
This is a messenger RNA of Ceratitis capitata (Mediterranean fruit fly), 4404 nucleotides long. It is a transcript of the gene Uba1, whose product is annotated as ubiquitin-like modifier-activating enzyme 1. Gene Ontology annotation, biological process: protein sumoylation. Lineage: Eukaryota; Metazoa; Arthropoda; Insecta; Diptera; Tephritidae. The record is from RefSeq and is a predicted model, not a curated record. Gene Ontology annotation, cellular component: SUMO activating enzyme complex; cytoplasm. The coding region runs from base 405 to 4055 and encodes 1216 amino acids. Gene Ontology annotation, molecular function: SUMO activating enzyme activity. The transcript has 7 exons.